CUCUUAUCCUCCACUGUCAGCAACAGCAACAACACAGGUCCGAAAGUUUUCCCGCCUCAAAAGCACCUUUUGCCUCUAAUACACAGAUUUCAACCUCCUGCACCCAGUAAAGAUGGCCCGUGGCAACCAGCGCGACAAGGCGCGUGAGAAGAACCUCAAGGAGCAGGCUGGCAAGGUACGAUAUUUUUGCCCCCCACAGAAGCCGUCUGUGCAUGUGAAUAGGAGAAUGCUUGCUGACGAGAAUGAUGUUGUAGAAGGGCAAGAACAACGUAUGUGCUGACAAUUUAACGCUUGGAAGACGAACGAAAACGACUGUGGCUGAUGUAGCAUGCAGGCCUCCGGCGCAGAACUGGCUCGUGCCAAGGACGACGCUGCGGCGAUCAUGCGCGCGAAGCAAGUU
Messenger RNA from Dothidotthia symphoricarpi CBS 119687, 400 nucleotides. RefSeq lists its product as uncharacterized. Lineage: Eukaryota; Fungi; Ascomycota; Dothideomycetes; Pleosporales; Dothidotthiaceae. The coding region runs from base 113 to 280 and encodes 55 amino acids. The record is from RefSeq and is a predicted model, not a curated record. The transcript has a single exon.